GCCCGCUGGCUCAAAAAAAAUCAAAAUAAGCUUUGAUUCGAUUUUGAACGGAAAUCUUUGUUUGAUCUCUGAGACUUUAAACGAACAUGGUUUUACUGCGAAUAUCCCAUCGAACCUUAUCUACUCUUUUGGUAUAAUAAAACUAGAUCCAGACGUCUCCGAGGACGAUUUUCGGGAUGGAGUUCAAUCAAGUUCUCCAAUUGUAAGCUUCAAACGUAUUUCUAUUAAAAAAGAUGGUAAUAGCGUAGCUACACGCAUCGUCGAACUUAAAUUUUUGUCUCCUAAACUACCUCAACACAUUUCGAUCUACAAUAUGAUCUUUGAUGUAAACCCCAGCAUCCGUUCUCCGGUACAAUGUAACCGUUGUCUACGUUAUGGACACACGCAAAAAUUCUGUCGCAGUGAUCCAAGAUGCGGUCACUGUGGUGGCUCCAAACAUACUAUCACAGAAUGCCCGACCGUCCACGCCACGGACCCCUUAUGCCUCUUCUGCAAACUUCCUCAUGUUGCCACUGAUCGUAGCUGCCAGGAAUGGUCUGUUCAAAAGGACAUCAAGAGAAUCAUGGCUAUAGAGAAUCUCUCUUACAAAGACGCCUUAGAUUUUAAGAAAAAUAAAUAUUGUACGUCUGCUUUUAAAUACUCUGAUAUUGUAAAUAGCCAGCUUCCAAAUUCUAAUAAUUUAAAUACUGAUAUCCCUCUUAAUGAGGAGAACUUUCCAAUUUUAAAUGAAAGUCAUCAUUUUUUUAAUUCCAAAAAAAAUAAAAGAAAACCUCUUAAUAUAUCAAAUAAUAAUAGAGUUGUCUUACCCGUUGUUACUUCUUAUUCUCCCCCUAAUGGCAGUUAUCUAAAUAAUAUCUCUAACCAACACAACCCGAUAGUGAAUAACCUAAACGAUCUUUCUUGGGUACAUACAUUAUCCAUAAAAUUAUCCGAAACUUUAAUCAACUCCCCCUCCUUAUCCUCUCCCUUCUCCCCCUCUUCCCUUCAAUCACUAAUUGAGUCUUCUCUAACUUCCUUACUAGCUAUACCUAAUGUUAAACACUUAUCCUAAACGCCAGUACCUAGGAUAUUUAGUAUUCUAGUAUUCUUUGUAUUCUAAGCGUACAUCCUUGAUUAAUUAUAUUAAGUUUUUAAACAUUCCUCCCACUCUCCCUUCUAUACUCAACACCCAAGCCGAAACAGUUAUAAAAAAAAAUAAUACAUUUUUAUUGGAAGCUGGCUUGUAAUUUGAGGUGAUAUCUACACACAUUAUUAUUUAAUUAGAUAUUAUAAUCUGUUACUUCUUUCUUUUUAAUUACUUUAUAUUGUCUUACUAUAUUUUUGUCAUAGCUAUUACUUGUUUUAUUUAAUAAUUGUUGAGCUAUUAUAGUUACAUACUAAAAGCUAAUAAAAAAAAAA
Molecule: messenger RNA, 1398 nt
Organism: Acyrthosiphon pisum (pea aphid)
Lineage: Eukaryota; Metazoa; Arthropoda; Insecta; Hemiptera; Aphididae
Exons: 1
Coding region: 314-1051 (245 amino acids)
Molecular function (GO): nucleic acid binding; zinc ion binding
Source: RefSeq, a predicted model, not a curated record